UCUCAGUAGCGUCUCCGCGACCUGCCUCCGCGGCCCUAGGCCCCGACCUCCCGCCGCCGGGGCUCCGGCAGCCUCUCCCUACGCCUCCAUCCGCACGACCGCCUCGCGGACUCCUUAUGGAUCGCAGCUCCAAGAGGAGGCAGGUGAAGCCUUUGGCAGCUUCUCUGCUGGAAGCUCUCGAUUAUGAUAGUUCAGAUGACAGUGAUUUUAAAGUGGGAGAUGCCUCAGAUUCUGAAGGGAGUGGUAAUGGAAGUGAAGAUCCUUCAAAGGACAGUGGAGAAGGUUCCUGUAGUGAUUCUGAAGAAAAUAUUUUAGAGGAAGAACUUAAUGAAGAUACUAAAGUAAAGGAGGAACAACGUAAAAAUUCUGCAGAGGAAGAAAUACUGUCAUCAGAAAAACAAUUAGUUAAAAUGGAAAAGAAAGAGGAAGAGAAUGGAGAACGACCUAGAAAGAAAAAGGAGAAAGAAAAAGAAAAGGAAAAAGAAAAGGAGAAAGAAAAAGAGAAAGAGAAGGAAAGAGAGAAGGAAAAGGAAAAAACAACUGUGUCUGACAAUGUGGCCGCUUCUGCAGCUGCCACCACGCCAGCCACAAGUCCUCCUGCUGUUAACACAUCGCCUUCUAUGCCCACCACCACAGCUGCUGCAGAGGAGCAAGUUAGUGAGCCGAAAAAGUGGAAUCUUCGACGGAAUCGACCACUUUUGGAUUUUGUAUCCAUGGAAGAGCUGAAUGACAUGGAUGACUAUGACAGUGAGGAUGACAAUGACUGGCGACCUACUGUAGUGAAGAGAAAAGGGAGAUCUGCAUCUCAGAAAGAGGGAAGUGAUGGAGACAUUGAGGAUGAUGAAGAUGAGGGAAGUGGGAGUGAUGAGGAUGAGAAUGAUGAAGGCAAUGAUGACGAUCAUAGCAGCCCUGCCAGUGAAGGGGGGUGCAAGAAGAAGAAGAGUAAAGUUCUUAGCAGAAACAGUGCUGAUGAUGAGGAACUGACCAAUGAUAGCCUGACACUAUCUCAGAGCAAGAGUAAUGAGGACUCGCUGAUUCUUGAGAAGAGUCAGAACUGGAGUUCUCAAAAAAUGGACCAUAUUCUGAUUUGCUGUGUUUGUCUUGGAGAUAAUAGUGAGGAUGCCGAUGAAAUAAUUCAGUGUGACAAUUGUGGCAUUACAGUCCAUGAAGGUAAUUUUGCUUUGUUUUUUUUCCUUCUAGAAAUGGUUGAUACUGUGUUUAAAUAA
Molecule: messenger RNA, 1226 nt
Organism: Carlito syrichta (Philippine tarsier)
Lineage: Eukaryota; Metazoa; Chordata; Mammalia; Primates; Tarsiidae
Product: PHD finger protein 14-like
Exons: 4
Coding region: 117-1226 (369 amino acids)
Source: RefSeq, a predicted model, not a curated record